AUGGAUCCUCGUUCAGCUUGGAAGCAGUACAUGAGAGACUUGUGUUUCUCCAAUGAUUUUUCCGAUGAGGAAGACGAUUUGGUCUUAGCGACUCUUAGCGCUUGGCAUGCGGACGGGGAAGCUUCACGCCAAGGGCUGUGGGGCGGUUCUGUCCCUAGGCAUCGCCGCAUCCACCGGAAUCGGCUGGAGGGCCACAAUAGGUUGUACAACGACUACUUUGCCGACCCCUCGAUGUACCCCGACUAUAUUUUUCGUUGCAGGUUCAGGAUGAAACAUGACCUUUACUGCAAGAUUGUGAAGGAGGUUGAGGAGCAUGACCCGUGGUUCCAGCAAAGGAGGAACGCUGCAGGGGAGCUGGGGCUGUCAUCCUUGCAAAAAAUUCUCUUGAUGAGCAUGAGGCAGUUCAUGUGUGCUGUCGUCGAGGUAUUCGAUGAUGAGUACCUCCGUGCUCCGAACGAGGACACUGCUCGCUUGUUGUAUAUGAACCAGCAAAGAGGGUUCCCCGGGAUGCUUGGAAGCAUUGACUGCAUGCAUUGGAGGUGGAAGAACUGUCUGACGGCGUGGUCGGGUCCUUUCACGAGCCAUGUCAAUGCAUUGACUAUCAUUCUAGAGGCUGUGGCGUCGCAGGACCUGUGGAUUUGGCAUGCCUUCUUUGGAAUGUCAGGUUCAUUGAACGACAUCAACGUGCUGCACCGUUCACAUCUCCUCGACAACCUUGCCCCUGGUGAGGCACAAUACUCCAUUAAUGGACACCAUUACACCAUGGGGUACUAUCUUGCAGACAACAUCUAUCCGGAGUGGGCUACGUUUGUCAAGUCCAUACAAGCUCAUGUUGGUAGGAAGCGGCAUCACUUCAUGGUCCAACAAGUGGCUACACGAAAGGAUGUCGAACGGGCAUUCAGAGUCUUGUAG
Molecule: messenger RNA, 912 nt
Organism: Phragmites australis (common reed)
Lineage: Eukaryota; Viridiplantae; Streptophyta; Magnoliopsida; Poales; Poaceae
Exons: 3
Coding region: 1-912 (303 amino acids)
Source: RefSeq, a predicted model, not a curated record